AUGAUGGCGGUUUCCAACACUGCAAAUCCCCCGAUCGCCAACGCGGCACCGGCCACCGAGGUCCUCAAAAAGAUGUCGUCCAAGAUCAGAUACAAGGUUGAGUGUGAGGACCAGAACGGUCCAAAUUUUGAAUGCAAGCAGGACGACACGCCGUUCGACCUGCAAAUAGCAAGGGACCCGACCGACGCCGAUGAGACGAUGCCUGUAUUCGAGAUCAUCACUUCGGUAAAAGUUUCCUCGAUGCGGCCCAAGUACACAGACCACAUUAAGAAUUUCAGUAUAGAAGGCCCCCAGAAUUUUGACGAGGGGGAGAAGGAGGAGGAGGAGAAAGAGAAGCAGAAGGAGAGGCCGAAGCAAACGCUGAAGGGAAAACGCAUCCUCAGUGUUAAUGAGACGAGGAUGGUUAUCCAUUCACCACUACUCCUGGCUGCCAUUCGGGAGGUUGUAGAGUACUAUCCGAGCCAGAAUCUGACUGGCGACACCAUCACGGUUCAUGAGCCCUACUGCGCCCUCGUUCACUACAUCACCGAGCUCCGGAACCUAAGCAACAACCUCGCCCUCGAGCGGGCACCCACCGAUUCGAAUGAGGCGGAGAAGACGGACGCCGACGUCAAGUGCGAGCACCUCCAGAUCCUCCUCGACUUCCUCAACCCGUACGUGGAGAAGACGGUGCUGCCAGCGCGCCGCCGUCUCCAGAAGGAUGUGGCCACCGUGACCUUCGACGAUCUGUGGUACCUCAUGCGGCCCGGUUCGCUCGCUUACGCCAAGUACGAAGACAUCUGGCUGGGUGUCAUGAUCAAAGAGGCCGAGUCCAUUGCUGCCGACAGCGGAGACGCGCCAUCAAAAUGGAAGAUCACCGGCUGGCUGAUCGACAACUCGUGGAGCACGCACACCGUCGGCUACGCCGAAGUCAGAAUUGACAUUCCCUACUUCGAAGGCGAAAAACACGUCACUACACUCCCCAUCUUUCCGCGCGAGCACCACGACAAAACCGACGCUAACGCGCGCCGCGACAAGUUCGAGGCCCGUGGGCGCAAGAUGCGGGAUAUCCUCUGGCACGGCUGCGCAUACGUCACCUACGAGGGCGAAUGCAUGGACGAGAAGAAGCGUGUGUACAAGGGCCCGAUGAUGGCCGAAGCGCUCGUCGCCUCUGGCGAGUCGUUGCCCUACCACAAUUGGAAGCUGUCCUGGGACCGCGGCCUCGACGAGGGCCGCAUCGAUCCUAAGCAGCGCCCCGGACUCCCGCAGCCCCUCGCGCUCGACACCGAAGUCCACGCCCGCGGCCUCCUGACCGACGACCACCUCUUCAUGAUGUGCCCCAUCAUGCCCGGCUUCGCUCUAGCCGAGAAGUUCUGGACGCUCGUGCACGUCGACUACAUGCGUCCGAUCCAGGCGCUGAAGUACGCCGUCCCCGACGCCAACAUUGGCGACGAGAACAGCGAAAUCAUCAAAGCGCUGUCCUACCCCCAACUGAAGCGGAAAGUCGAAUGGACUGCCGAUUUCGUCCAGCACAAGGGCGCCGGCGUGGCCGUCCUCCUCUACGGCCCCCCCGGCGUGGGCAAAACCUACACCGUCGAGCUCACUGCGCUGCACACGCGGCGGCCGAUGUUGAGUCUGACGGUUGGGGAUCUCGGGACGAAUGAGCAGAGCAUCGAGAGAGAGAUUACGAAGUGGUUCGAUCUCGCGCAUCGGUGGAGAGCGGUGCUGCUGAUCGACGAAGCCGACAUCUUCCUCGAGCGCCGCAGCACGGAUCUCGCCCGGAACGGCAUUGUUACCGCAUUCCUGCGGAAAAUGGAGUAUUUUGGUGGUCUGCUGUUCCUGACGACGAACCGCGUGGAGCAUAUCGACGAGGCGUUUAUGUCGCGCGUGCACGUCGCGAUUGGGUUCGAGAAGCUCGAUGUCGCCAAGAGGCGUGACAUUUGGGCCUCGUUUUUGGACAAGUUAGAGCGUGAGGCAAAGGGACAGGUCAGGAUGAGUGAAGAGGCGAGGAAGUUUGUCCUGGAGGGCGAUGAGAUGGCCGAGGUGGAGUGGAAUGGACGCGAGAUUCGUAACGGGUUUCAGUCGGCAAUUGCGAUUGCUGAGUACGAGGCUUCGAAGGAUCCGGAUUUCAAGCAGGAGGAGGAUGAGAUUGUGGUCGAGGUUGAGCAUCUCCGCAGGGUGGUGCUGAUGAGUAAGAAGUUCCGCGGUCAUGUGGAGAAGGCUAGGAAGGAUAAUGAGAGCGAGUGGAGCGAUUUGUGA
This is a messenger RNA of Lasiodiplodia theobromae, 2238 nucleotides long. RefSeq names its product ATPAse AAA+ type core protein. Gene Ontology annotation, molecular function: ATP hydrolysis activity; ATP binding. The record is from RefSeq and is a predicted model, not a curated record. NCBI's taxonomy places the organism in Eukaryota, Fungi, Ascomycota, Dothideomycetes, Botryosphaeriales, Botryosphaeriaceae. The transcript is spliced from 2 exons. Bases 1 to 2238 code for a protein of 745 amino acids.